AUGGCACUCUUAUUAAUCCUCUAUGGCCUGAUCAUUCUCGCCCUGGUGGGCACUGCAAUCUACGAACACGUCACCAUAUCCACCCUCUCCCUCCCCGUACCCCCGGCGCUCACCAUCCUCACCAUCCUCUUACCGCUCCUCUCUCCGCUCACAACCCUCCUGGCUCCCAGGCUCUUCAACCAACCCCGCCACACCCGCAAGCGCCUGGCCAUUCCCCAGGACGACAACCACCACAACAACAACAACCACCCCCAACCCCCAAACAACCGCACCCGCAAAGGAACAACCACCCUCCUCCCCCCCCUAACGCACCUCGCCCAACUCCUCCUCACCACCAUCCUCACCACCCUCUACACCUCCACCCUCGCCACCCCGACAACCACCGACUGCCUGCUCACCCACCGCUGGACCACCUUCUGGAAGUCCCACGACGCGCCCGCCAUACGCGCCAUCCAGGACGCGCUCUCCUGCUGCGGCUUCCGCUCCACCAAGGACAUGGCCUGGCCGUUCCCGCACGGCAGCGGGAAGGGAGCCGGUGCGGGGGCGUGUGAGGCGCAGUUUGGGAGGCACGAGCCCUGUCUUCCUGGGUGGGAGGGGGCGUUGAGGAGGGCGGUUGGCGGGGAGUUGGGGGUGGUGCUUGCUGUGGGGGCGUUGCAGGUUUUGGGGGUGGUUUUGGCGAGGAGGGGUGGGUUUGGGGUCAGGAUGGGGGGUGGGGGUGGGGGUGGUGAGGGGAUGGGGUGGAUGGCGGGGUUGGAGAGGCUGAUUGCGGGUGGUGGUGGUGGUGGUAGGGAGGGUGGUGUGGAGGCGGGGAGUAGGAGGCCGUUGUUGGCUGGGCCGGAGCAGGAAGGGGAGGCGACUGGGAAUGGGGGAAGGGUGGUUGAGUCGGCGUAUCGGGACAUUUCAGAUGAGGAGACAGAGGGAGGGGAUGGGGAAGGGGAAGGGGGAGCUAGGCCGCGGAUAGAAGAGCGCGGUCACGGUGCGUCUAGUGAAGGCCCAAGGGUCGAGCCGGCGCAUCAUGACCCCUGGGCUGGCGUUCAGCGGGCUUGAAGGGCAGGAGAAGUGGCAAGAGGUGAUGUGGUGACAGUGUUGUCUGGUGCAUUCGGAGGGGAUGGAUAUGGUGAUCGCUGCAUCUGUCCGUUUUGAAGGGCUCGGAUGUGAGAGGGUGAUGGAAAUGAAAUACGGGGAUAAAGAAUGCAAUAAUAUCAUCGGGGUUUGUUGAGGAUCGGUUGCAUUCGUUACUCGUUGUAACCGACCCAUAGUCAUGAUAUCUUGGUUUCAGGCUGCAUAGCAAAGAGCUUGGUUCAAAGAGACAAUCUGGGUAUCCUAAUUCCAUUCAACUUUUAACCAAU
Molecule: messenger RNA, 1349 nt
Organism: Chaetomium fimeti
Lineage: Eukaryota; Fungi; Ascomycota; Sordariomycetes; Sordariales; Chaetomiaceae
Exons: 3
Coding region: 1-1047 (348 amino acids)
Source: RefSeq, a predicted model, not a curated record